Myotis lucifugus (little brown bat) is the source of this 2953-nucleotide messenger RNA. RefSeq names its product DEAH-box helicase 33 (gene DHX33). Gene Ontology annotation, biological process: positive regulation of transcription by RNA polymerase I. Gene Ontology annotation, molecular function: RNA binding; ATP binding. The record is from RefSeq and is a predicted model, not a curated record. Bases 52 to 2346 code for a protein of 764 amino acids. The transcript has 12 exons. NCBI's taxonomy places the organism in Eukaryota, Metazoa, Chordata, Mammalia, Chiroptera, Vespertilionidae. Gene Ontology annotation, cellular component: intracellular anatomical structure; nucleolus.
UGCUGCUCUCCUCGCCCUCAGGAAGUGAAAGCCUUCCCAAGCUCCCAGUGCAUGCUGGGAGUUGUAGUCCUUUCCCUAAAGGCGAGAGGAGGCCGUGAGGUCUCCCUUGGUCGCCGGGAGUGGCUAGCUAGCACGUGGCUGGAAGGGGCGGCGCGUGCUGGCACCCGGCUCCCGGGAGCUGAGAGCUGCCCGCCCUGGCUCCCCCUGUCUCUGCGCCCCCCCGACAUGCCCGAGGAGGCGAGAUUCCCGCCGCCUAAGAGAUUCCGGCAGGGCCUUGGGCCUCCGAGCCACGACGGGAGGCGACUGGUGAUGCAGCCGAGUGCGGGCGGCGGCGGCGGCGGCGGCAGAGGAGGAGGAGGAGGAGGCCAGCGGCGGCAGCCGCCCCUGGCCCAGCCCUCGGCCAGUCCCUACCCCGAGGCCGUGGAGCGGCAGCGCCGGAGUCUGCCCAUCUUCCAGGCGCGGGGGCAGCUGUUGGCUCAGCUCCGAAACCUGGACAGCGCCAUCCUCAUCGGGGAAACUGGCUCUGGGAAGACCACUCAGCUCCCUCAGUACCUCUAUGAAGGGGGCAUUGGUCGCCAGGGCAUCAUUGCUGUGACCCAGCCUCGGCGAGUGGCGGCCAUCUCUCUCGCUACUAGAGUCUCAGAUGAGAAGAGAACUGAACUCGGGAAGCUGGUUGGCUAUACAGUGCGCUUCGAUGAUGUCACCUCAGAAGACACCAGGAUCAAGUUCCUGACAGAUGGCAUGCUUCUGCGGGAAGCAAUUUCAGACUCCCUGCUUCGGAAGUACAGCUGUGUCAUUUUGGAUGAAGCCCAUGAACGGACUAUCCACACGGACGUGCUCUUUGGCGUGGUGAAAGCUGCACAGAAGAGGCGGAAGGAGCUGGGGAAGCUGCCUCUCAAAGUGAUUGUGAUGUCAGCUACGAUGGAUGUGGACCUGUUCUCUCAGUAUUUCAAUGGAGCUCCUGUCCUCUACCUGGAGGGUCGGCAGCAUCCAAUCCAGAUUUUUUACACCAAACAGCCUCAGCAGGAUUACUUGCACGCCGCCCUUGUCUCAGUCUUCCAGAUUCACCAGGAAGCCCCUUCCUCGCAGGACAUCCUGGUGUUCCUCACGGGCCAGGAGGAAAUCGAAGCCAUGAGCAAGACCUGCCGAGACAUUGCAAAGCACCUCCCGGACGGCUGCCCCUCCAUGCUGGUCCUGCCUCUCUACGCCUCCCUGCCCUAUGCCCAGCAGCUCCGCGUCUUCCAGGCGGCGCCGAAGGGCUAUCGCAAAGUGAUCAUUUCAACCAACAUCGCUGAAACCUCCAUAACCAUUAAAGGAAUAAAAUAUGUAGUUGACACGGGCAUGGUUAAAGCAAAGAAGUAUAACCCUGACAGUGGCCUGGAGGUGUUAGCUGUGCAGCGGGUGUCCAAGACGCAGGCGUGGCAACGCACCGGACGUGCUGGCAGAGAGGACAGUGGCGUCUGUUACCGGCUCUACACAGAGGAUGAGUUUGAAAAGUUUGAGAAGAUGACCGUGCCAGAGAUCCAAAGGUGUAACCUGGCGAGCGUGAUGCUGCAGCUCCUAGCCAUGAAAGUCCCCAACGUGCUCACCUUCGACUUCAUGUCCAAACCGUCUCCAGAUCACGUUCAGGCGGCCAUCGCCCAGCUGGACCUGUUGGGUGCUCUGGAGCACAAGGAUGAGCAGCUCACCCUGACUCCACUCGGAAGGAAGAUGGCAGCGUUUCCCUUAGAGCCCAAAUUUGCCAAAACCAUCCUCCUGUCCCCCAAAUUCCACUGUACGGAGGAGAUACUGACCAUCGUCUCCCUGCUGUCCGUGGACAGCGUCCUCUACAACCCGCCCUCCCGGCGGGAUGAAGUGCAGGGUGUCCGGAAGAAGUUCAUCUCCAGCGAGGGCGAUCACGUCACCCUGCUCAAUAUCUACCGGACCUUCAAAAACUUGGGUGGAAAUAAGGAAUGGUGCAAAGAGAAUUUUGUCAACAGCAAGAAUAUGAUGCUAGUAGCUGAAGUCAGAGCCCAGCUGAGGGAUAUCUGCGUAAAGAUGUCCAUGCCCAUCCUGUCGUCCCGGGGAGACAUGGAGACGGUCCGCCGCUGCCUGGCUCACAGCCUCUUCAUGAGCACCGCUGAGCUCCAGCCAGACGGGACCUACGCCACCACAGACACGCACCAGCCGGUGGCCAUCCACCCCUCGUCCGUCCUCUUCCACUGCAAGCCCGCCUGCGUGGUGUACACCGAGCUGCUGCACACCAACAAGUGCUACAUGCGCGACCUCUGCGUGGUGGACGCCGAGUGGCUGUACGAGGCCGCCCCCGACUACUUCCGCAGGAAGCUGAGGACCAGCAGGAACUGAGCCACGGCCUGGGAGCUGGGGCCACAGCCGUCCUCCCAGCCGACUUCCCGCUCGGCGCCUAAGAGGCAGCGGGUUUUAACCUACCAGAACGUGCCCGACUUCCUGGAGCUUACAAGUGUCUUCUUUAAACUCCUUAGGCUGAAUGAAUCAUGUAGACGGGUAUAUGCUAUUUGUACCUUUGAAACAUCAAAAUUGUGCUUUAGGUCCUUGCUGGGUGACUUUGGGUGACAUAGUUAACUUCUGAGCCUCAGUCUCUUAUAUGCUAAAGGGAGCAAUAAUCCUUAUAGGGUUGGAGUCAUGAGGUUAGGGAAAAUGAAAGAUGAGCAUACAAUGAAUUGUUGGCUUCAUCUUCCUGCUUUUUACAUAAUGUCAAUUGAGUACCACAAGAUCCCCAGUUCUCGAGACUAAGGGGGACUUUCUAGAAGGGACUGUGGGAGGGCACAGAGCUGUUGUUUUGGAUCUAUUUUAAUGUCUGUCUGUAGAGUAUUUUUUUAAUCCUCACCCAAGGAUAUAUUUUCCACUGAUCUUCAGAGAGAGUGGGAGGGGGGGAGACAGAGAGAGAGAAACAUCGAUGUGAGAGAAACACAUUGAUUGGUUCCCUCCUGCA